Messenger RNA from Temnothorax curvispinosus, 633 nucleotides. RefSeq names its product 15-hydroxyprostaglandin dehydrogenase [NAD(+)]-like. Bases 92 to 610 code for a protein of 172 amino acids. NCBI's taxonomy places the organism in Eukaryota, Metazoa, Arthropoda, Insecta, Hymenoptera, Formicidae. The transcript is spliced from 4 exons. The record is from RefSeq and is a predicted model, not a curated record. Gene Ontology annotation, cellular component: cytoplasm. Gene Ontology annotation, molecular function: oxidoreductase activity, acting on the CH-OH group of donors, NAD or NADP as acceptor.
GACAUAUAAAAGCAUCGUACGGCUGAGCAUUUCUUCUUAUUCACAAUCUUUUUGAUAUUUAAUCUUCUUAAUGCAAUAUCGACAAUAAGUAAUGGACAACGUGGAAAGUAAAACGGCGAUAGUCACAGGAGCCGGCGCCGGCAUUGGCUACCACAUUACCGAAGAUUUGUUGCGUAAAGGCGCAAAGAAAGUCGCCAUUCUUGAUUUGCCGGUAGAACGUUGUUACAACGCAACAGUAACAUUGCAAGAAAAAUUUGGAAAAGAACGUGUCAUCUUCUUUCCAAUUGAUGUAACAAACUUGGAAGCGUACAACGAAACCUUCAAACAAGUUAUUAAGGCUUUCAAUGGUCUUGACAUACUUGUUAACAAUGCUGGAAUAUGUAAUGACCGUUGUUUUGAGCAAACGUUUGCUGUUAAUGUCAUAGCAGUAAUUCGCGGUUCGCUAUUGGCCUUAGAUUAUAUGGGCAAACAUAAAGGUGGCAAAGGGGGUACCAUAGUAAAUGUAGCGUCUAUGGCUGGGUUGGGGCCUUUCUGUACAUGUCCGGUGUACUGUUCUUCUAAAUAUGCUGUCGUCGGAUUUGGCUCCAGUCUUGAGGUAAUUUAUAGGUAAUUAUUUACAAAAAGACCCCACUC